Messenger RNA from Brassica napus (rape), 816 nucleotides. Its product is annotated as late embryogenesis abundant protein. NCBI's taxonomy places the organism in Eukaryota, Viridiplantae, Streptophyta, Magnoliopsida, Brassicales, Brassicaceae. Gene Ontology annotation, biological process: response to water. The transcript has 2 exons. Bases 68 to 517 code for a protein of 149 amino acids. The record is from RefSeq and is a predicted model, not a curated record.
UUCAAACACGCAUAUGUCUAUGGAAGCAACGUUUAACUGAGAGUUGAGGAGAAUUUUGCUAAUUAGAAUGGCGGAUAUAAGAGACGAAAGAGGAAACCCGAUCUACCUCGCGGACGAACAAGGCAAGCCAGCUCAGCUGGUGGACGAGUUUGGAAACGCGAUGCACCUGACAGGUGUUGCAACCACCGUCCCUCACCUGAAGGAGAGCAGCUACACCGGUCCACACCCAAUCACCGCCCCAAUCACGACCACCCAUACUCCUCACCACGCACAACCUAUCUCCGUGUCUCACAACCCUCUUGAAAACAAAGGCAUUUCUUCCUCCAACUCGAUGGACGAAUAUGGUCAAGGAUCACGACAAGGAGCUACUGUAACGGAUGAAACUAAAUCAAAGGUAGAGGGGCACGAUCGAUCAACUGCAACAGUGAGCGGAUCAGGAUCAGAAGAAGCUCACGAGAAGAAGGGGUUCCUUAACAAGAUUAAGGAGAAACUUUCCGGCAACCAUAACGAUCCGUAAAACUAUCAUCACUCUGUUUAUGAAACUGUAAAGUCACAAUUACAUUGUAUUAUUACAACUUUUGGGUUGCUUCUCUCUAGCUUGUGUGCAAAUAAAGUAGGGGUUUAUAUAUGAUCAUAUCCAAAGCCACGAGAUCUUCCAGUAGAACACAAAAAACAUGUUCUCCUAGCUUGUGUGCUUCUCUCUAGCUUGUGCACACAACCCAAAAGUUUAUAUAUGAUCAUAUCCAAAGCCACGAGAUCUUUUGUAAUUGUUCCGCAUGUUAUCUUUAAUUGGUAAAUUACAUGAUUUUGUUUUUC